CAUUUAGUUUUAUGAACUAGAUUGAAUGAAAUUUUUGAGUCCGGAGUGAGAAGAGAGAGAGAGAGAGAGAUGAUGAGGGAGGUGUAAGAAACUGAGUAUGUUAGCAUUUUCUGACCUAAAGCUUUUAUCUUUCUGCUUUGUUUCAAGUUUGUAUCUUUCAUCUCAGCUUCAUACAAUACAAUACAAGGUUUCUUUAGAUCUAUUUAUUCUGGAUAAAGGGUGCUUUGUGAUCUAGCUUAGGAGUUUUGGUCAACUUACAUUAACUAGCAAGUUUUAGGAGCAUAUGCUUGUACUGGUUGGUUAUAGUCCAUCAGAAGUUCACAAAAGAGAUACUUAUUCUUGGGGUCCUACUACGGAAUGUCUUUCCGUAGCAUAGUUCGUGACGUUCGUGAUAGUUUUGGGAGCUUAUCUAGGCGUAGCUUUGAUGUCAAACUUACUGGCCAUCAUCAUAGAGGAAAGUCUCAUGGUUCUGUACAGGAUUUGCAUGAUCAGCCUCUUGUAAUUCAAAAUAGCUGCUGGGCGAACUUACCCCCGGAAUUACUAUUUGAUGUUAUUCGGCGACUAGAGGAGAGUGAGAAUACAUGGCCUUCAAGAAAGCAUGUAGUUGCAUGUGCUUCUGUUUGCCAGUCUUGGAGGAAUAUGUGCAAGGACAUCGUUAGGAGCCCAGAGUUCUGCGGCAAACUAACGUUCCCCGUGUCCCUGAAGCAGCCAGGGCCACGAGAUGGAAUCAUUCAAUGCUUUAUCAAAAGAGAUAAAUCUAACUUAACAUACCACCUAUUCCUUUGUCUGAGCCCUGCUUUGUUAGUUGAAAAUGGAAAAUUCCUCCUCUCUGCUAAGAGGACCAGGAGAACAACCUACACUGAGUAUGUUAUUUCAAUGGAUGCUGACAACAUCUCUAGAUCAAGUAAUACUUACAUUGGAAAACUGAGAUCAAACUUCCUUGGAACAAAGUUCAUCAUAUAUGAUACACAGCCUCCCUGCACUUCUGCCCAUAUAUGCCCUCCGGGGACUGGGAAGACGAGCCGUAGAUUUUCUAAAAAGGUAUCGCCAAAGGUCCCAUCUGGGAGUUACAACAUAGCUCAGGUAACAUAUGAACUAAAUGUGCUCGGAACUCGAGGCCCAAGGAAGAUGCAUUGCAUUAUGCAUUCAAUACCAAAUUCGGCACUUGAUGCGGGCGGCUCCGUUCCCGGACAGCCAGAGCUAAUUCACCGUUCCCUGGAGGACUCAUUCCGGAGCAUCUCAUUUUCGAAGUCUCUAGAUCAUUCCAUCGAGUUCAGCAGUGCACGGUUUUCUGAGAUUGGGGGAUCCUGUAAUGAGGAUGAUGACGGCAAGAUGAGACCUUUGGUUCUGAAAAACAAGCCGCCAAGAUGGCAUGAACAAUUACAGUGCUGGUGCCUUAAUUUCCGGGGACGAGUAACUGUUGCAUCUGUUAAAAACUUUCAGUUGAUUGCUUCCACCCAACCACCUGCUGGGGCGCCGACACCAUCUCAACCAGCACCACCAGAACAUGAUAAGAUUAUUCUGCAAUUCGGCAAAGUUGGGAAAGAUAUGUUUACCAUGGAUUAUCGAUAUCCUUUAUCUGCAUUCCAAGCUUUUGCAAUAUGUUUAAGCAGCUUUGACACCAAGUUGGCUUGUGAAUAGUUUUAAUCAUGAAGUAGAGAGAGGCCUUUAAAGUGAACUAAUCAAACUUUGGUGAUGGUAAAACUCUCCUUGUUUUUAUAUCUAUCUCUGUCUUAUUCUUAUUACUAGUGUUAUGGGAUUAGGCCAUUGUUAUUGCUCAGAUGCUGUAUAACUAUAUUGUAACCUAUGUAUUAGGGUUUAAAGCAUUUUUAACUUAAAAUGUUGCUGUGUUUCUUUCUCAGUAGAUUCAUGCGUACCAAGGCCAUGUUAUCCUUGUACCAACAAACUAUCUUAGGUUAUGUCGAAAAAAGAAACAAUCUAUCAUAAGUUUAAA
Messenger RNA from Medicago truncatula (barrel medic), 1954 nucleotides. Its product is annotated as tubby-like F-box protein 8. Gene Ontology annotation, molecular function: protein binding. NCBI's taxonomy places the organism in Eukaryota, Viridiplantae, Streptophyta, Magnoliopsida, Fabales, Fabaceae. The coding region runs from base 358 to 1641 and encodes 427 amino acids. The record is from RefSeq and is a predicted model, not a curated record. The transcript is spliced from 6 exons.